ACAUGAUCGCAGUGUGUAUAAAUAUCACAGUGCAGAUGUGGGUACGGUCACAACAGCUGCACAACAUCUGUCUGAGGUCGAGGACUAAAGCAUCAAGUUUGAGAAGAUGAAGCUCUGCAUCGUGUUCAUGGCUCUGACGCUCUUUGCUCUCAGUGACGGGAUGCCCCCCCUCAGCAGGGACUACAACUCCCACUGUCGCUGCGUGGAGGUGGAGUCGAGGAUCAUCCCUCCGGACAGCCUGCGGAGCAUCAAGCUGGUCCCUGAAGGACCUCACUGCCCCGACACCGAAGUCAUAGCCGGACUGGCGAGCGGCGAGAAGGUGUGUCUGAACCCUCGGUCCGCGUGGGUGAAGAAGCUGAUCAAGUACGUCCUGGAGAAACAGCUGCAUCAGCAGGGAGGAGCCAAGAAUCGAGUUUAACAACCCAACUGUUGCUUCUCUUCCUACCUCCCUCCUGCAGCAAUGAGCCAGGCUCUUAUUACUUUAAAGAAUAAUACACAACACAUUAUCUAACCUCUUUGUUUUAUAUCUCUGCUCUGGU
Limanda limanda (common dab) is the source of this 539-nucleotide messenger RNA. RefSeq names its product interleukin-8-like. Gene Ontology annotation, cellular component: extracellular region. Gene Ontology annotation, molecular function: CXCR chemokine receptor binding; chemokine activity. Gene Ontology annotation, biological process: antimicrobial humoral immune response mediated by antimicrobial peptide; chemokine-mediated signaling pathway; cellular response to lipopolysaccharide. The record is from RefSeq and is a predicted model, not a curated record. NCBI's taxonomy places the organism in Eukaryota, Metazoa, Chordata, Actinopteri, Pleuronectiformes, Pleuronectidae. Bases 107 to 418 code for a protein of 103 amino acids. The transcript has 3 exons.